CUGUUUAUGUACCGAACAAAUAAGCUGAAGAGAGACGCAGACUUGGAAGGGUUUUGUUGGUCCGCAGCUUCACCUUAUCCCCCAUUUCGUCUGCCGUCGCCAAUCGAAAGCAUCCGAUCCGAUCUGGUGCCACAGACCAUGCAGAAGGUCUCUUCGCUCUCCGAGCUCGGCUUCGCCGACGACGUCCACCGCGCUCUCUUCCGCCCCAUCCACCAGGCGGCGCCGCCGUCCCCCACCAGCCGCCGGACCAAGAUCUCCGUCAUCGGCGCCGGAAACGUCGGAAUGGCCAUCGCCCAGACCAUCCUCACCCAGGACCUCACUGAUGAGCUCGCCCUCGUCGACGCUAAGCCCGACAAGCUCCGUGGCGAGAUGCUCGACCUGCAGCACGCCGCGGCCUUCCUUCCCCGCACUCGCAUCCUCGCAUCCACCGACUACGCCGUCACCGCCGACUCCGAUCUCUGCAUCAUCACCGCAGGAGCCCGCCAGAUCCCCGGGGAGACGCGGAUCGACCUCCUGCAGCGCAACCUGACCCUGUUCAAGGAGAUCGUGCCGCCGCUGGCGAGGCACUCGCCGUCGGCCUUGCUUCUAGUCGUGUCUAACCCGGUGGACGUGCUGACGUACAUCGCGUGGAAGCUGUCGGGGUUCCCGCCCAAUAGGGUCAUCGGAUCGGGGACCAACCUCGACUCCUCGCGCUUCCGUUUCCUCCUCGCCGAUCACCUUGAGGUCAACGCCCAAGACGUGCAGGCGUACAUGGUGGGGGAGCACGGCGACAGCUCGGUGGCGCUGUGGUCGAGCAUCAGCGUGGGGGGCGUGCCGGUGCUGGGUCAGCUUGCGAGCGACGACAACAAGGCGGCAGUGGUGAUGGAACAGGGGGUGUUGGAGCGGAUCCGGAAGGCGGUGGUGGACAGCGCGUACGAGGUGAUCCGUCUCAAGGGCUACACCUCCUGGGCCAUCGGCUACUCCGUCGCCAGCCUCGCCCGCUCCCUCCUCCGCGACCAGCACCGCAUCCACCCCAUCUCGCUCCUCGCCGCCGGCUUCUACGGCAUCCCCUCGGAUCGCAAGGUCUUCCUCAGCCUCCCCGCCCAGCUCGGCCGCUCCGGCGUCCUCACCGUCGCCAACGUCCACCUCACCGACGAGGAGGCCGCCCGUCUCCGCCAUUCCGCCGCCACCCUAUGGGAGCUCCAGCAGAAGCUCGACGUGUGAUCGAUGGAAUGGAGGAUAACUGCUAUUUCCUAUCUAAUAACCGUGGAAUUGUAUCUUCUGCGGAAAUGUUCUGUGUAUGCUGCUUAAGCAAGGGUUCUGUGGACAUUUUGGUUUAAUAUCUAUCUUCGUUUUAUCUGCAAUAAUUUCAACAA
Zingiber officinale is the source of this 1355-nucleotide messenger RNA. RefSeq names its product L-lactate dehydrogenase B-like. The transcript is spliced from 2 exons. The record is from RefSeq and is a predicted model, not a curated record. Gene Ontology annotation, molecular function: L-lactate dehydrogenase (NAD+) activity. Gene Ontology annotation, cellular component: cytoplasm. Gene Ontology annotation, biological process: carboxylic acid metabolic process. The coding region runs from base 7 to 1203 and encodes 398 amino acids. Lineage: Eukaryota; Viridiplantae; Streptophyta; Magnoliopsida; Zingiberales; Zingiberaceae.